AUGAUAAGUGUCCAUAUCUCAAAUAAAGAAAAAAGUAAAAGAAGGAGUGGUAGUAGUUGUGGAAAUAAUAGAUUACUUGGCAAUUAAGGGGUUUCAUCAGAGAGGAAUUAGGAUGAUAUUAAUGAAGAAUGCUUAUACUUAAACUAUUUAUCCAUAUUUAAGAUUGAUAAAAUUCCAACUAACUAUUCUUAUAUCUCUGAGUUAUACCUCUCUCACAACAUGCUUCGCUCUUUGAAAGGCAUAGAGCAAUUUAAAAGUUUGCGGAUUUUGCACUUGAAAUUUAAUUUUAUUGCUGAAUUUGAAGAAAUUGAUCGUGUUGUAAAUAAGUUCUACCUUAAAAACUUGAACCUAAAAGGGAACCCAAUCAUGAAAAUUGAAAAAAACAGAUUAACUUUAAAUUAUUUAAAACAAAACUUAUUUGAAAACUUAGUUUUAUUUAAUUCAGAUGAGCCAGAUCCUCAAAACAAUGAAAAUCAUUAGCAGUAUAUCAAAGAUCAUUAUGAGCUUCAGAGAUAAGCUUUGAAAAAAGGUAGCGAAACAGGAAGAAACGACUAAUAAAUGGAAAAAUAAAGGCUAUUAAGUGGCUUUUAAAAUGGGUCAAACAACUGCUUGUCAUCAAGAAGUAUUUCUAAUUAGUUGUAAAAUGAUUAAUUUUAAAUUGUCAAAUGUCUUCCAUAAAAGCUCAAGCACACUCGCCAUUAAUCAUCCUGUUCUACUAUUUCUUUGAAUUCUAAAUAAAAUAUUGAUAACUAUUUGAGGUAAGCUAAUUAAAAUGAAGCCCGAAUUCCCUUAAAUUGCACAAAUUUAUCAAAUUAAGGUGUAGGAUAGUUCGAACCUGGAUAGCUGAAUAUUUAUAAAAUAACUCCUUUAAAAAGAGGUGCAAGCAUUCACAGUAUUAACAGCCUAAAUAAAACUAAUUAAAAUUUGAUUGACUAAUCAAUUAAUAAUAGGAGUUCUUCAAGAUUAACUAAUUAAGAUUUUAGUAAUAAUACUUUAAGAGGUAAUAACAGUUAAACUAAAUUUUAAAUUCAAAUCCAAUAAAAUGAAAGCUCAUAAUUUGAAGAUCAAUAGGAUUGUGACUAAAUGCAAUAAAACCAAGAUUCUGAAAUUAAUCAAAACGAAGAAUCUGAAGAUUAAAAUAUUUUAAUAUAAGAUGUAAGAAGUUGUGACGAAUCAAACAACGCGAAAUCAAUACUAUGUGAGCAAUAUGUAGAACUGUCUGAAGUUAUUUAAAAGGAAAGAGAGAAAUCACUGGAAAAUAUUAGAUAACUUAAAUAAGAUGUUAAAUAAGUCUAAAAAAAUCUUUAAUGCCUCUAAAAAAAUAUUGAGUAGCAAAAAAAUAUAGAAUAAAUUGUUUUGAAUAUAAGCCAAAUUCAACCUCAAUUAUAAAAUAGCCAUAAAUUGCCAAGUAGCGCAUUAAAAUCUGCCAGGAAUUCAAACUAUUAACAAUAAAUUUCCUUAAAUUAAUUUUUAAAUUCUAGUAUCAAUGGCAAUUCAACAAGCAGGACUCACAGGUAUUAAAAUUCUGCUCAAUUCUUACAACAGCAACAACCUUAAAUACCAAUACUUUAAUCUUCAAAUUAUAAUAAUAUGAUAAGUAUUGAUCUAAAAGGAGCAAACAAGAGCUAAAGCAGUCAAUAAAACAAUUUGAAGCUAUUAAUAAGUAACUAACAAAAUAACUUAGCACCUAGUAGCAAUAGUAAAUUUAUUUAAAAAGUUAUUCAUUAGUAGCAAAAAUAAUUCAUUGAUGAAAAUAUCUCUUACCCAAAUGAAGAAAAUUAUCAAGAAUUAAGUUAAUAAAAGGUCAAACUCAAUAAUUAUGCUAACCAUGAAUUUUAAGUUUAAAGUACAAAUUAAAAAUAAAUACAUUAAAAUUACUAACAUGAUUAAUAAUAACCAAGUUCAUAGAAUUUGAUAAAUGGAGAUUUUUAAAUGGAUUAGAAUCAAAAUAGUAAUAGAUGUAAGUUAUAAUAUGAUGGUAAUUUCAAUCAAAUUAACAAUUUUUAAAAAGUAUAAAAUCAUAAUAUAAUUGAUGUAAUUCACUAAGCAUAGUAAGAAUAGCCUAAAAUAUAGAACGUCUAAAUACAAAACUAUCUAAUGAAUUAUAACCAAGAUAAUUAGGAUUGCUCAAAGAAUAAAAGACUCACUUAAAAUAACAAAAUCCUCAAAGACCAAAUGCAUCUUUAAAAGAUAAAUUAACAAACCAAUAACUAGCCUUCCAGAUGUAAAAAUUUACAAAAUUAGUUAUCUUAAGAUAUCAAAAGUAUUUAAGCAAAUAUAGUUUUGGAUAAUUAAACAUAACGUGAGCGUAAUUUCUAUAACAAUUAAAGAUAAAAUUGUAUUUAAGACAAAGAAAAUUUAUUAAAUCUUCAAUCAUAAUCUCCGAGAAUAGUGUCUUCACCUUUGAAUGCCAUUUAACAUAGUAACAAUACUCCUUUGUAAUCUUCUUAAAAUAUAAAUUUGAAUUAUUUACAAAGCAGACAAAAUGAGCUAAAUAAAAGUCCAAAUAAUAUUCAGAAAAAUUAUUAAAAUUAACAAAUAAAUUAAUAACAAUAAAGCUAGCAAAACCUUUAAACAAAUAAUUUUAGCGAUUAUUAUAAGCAACAGUUAAAUAGGAUAGAUGCAGGUAGUAAUUAAAGAACAGGCUAAUCUACCAAUAAGAUGAGCAGCUCAAAAUCAUAAUAUAUUCAAAGUAAGAGGAAUAUAGGUGAAAAUAAUACUUAUAAAGAUUAAAGCUCAUCUCUUGUAAAUAUUAAAUAUAGCAACUAAAAAAAAUAAUUUCAUUAAAAGUCUUUAACGAACGUCUAGGAUCUUUUGCAUUCAUCUAAUUUUUAUUAGUAAAUGAGUUAAUUCCAGAAUUAGCAAGCAAUUAAUGACUCAUAAUCUUUUAUAACUCCUAGAGGAGUUAUUUCUAACACAUCACUAACAAACUAAUACAAUUUAAAUGUAAAGGGAUCUGAUGAUAAUAUACUCGUUAAUUCCCAGUAAGCUUUAUCUACUCCUUUAAAACAUUCUUAUUCAAAUAUCUUAUUGAAUUAAGACCUUAAUUCUUCAACUUAUAAAAAUUCUUAACUUAUGAGUAACUAAAAUUUGAUAAAUCCUCAAUAAAAUUUUAUUUAAAAUCCUCCCUCUGCUUUUUCCACUCCUCUCAUUGAUUCAAAUAAAAAAUAAUCCAAUAGCUAUUAGAUCCAAUUACAGUAAUAGCAAUAAUAAUAAAAGUAAGGUUAACACUUUUCUUAACAAUAUAUCAAUCUUAAGCUUAAUAAAGCUCUUAGCCAAGAUUUGCAAAGUCAGAAUUUACAAUCUUUUGGUUCUAUUUAACCAGAGAUAUUUGUAGAAAAUUUUCCAUUAAAUUUUCAAGAUUAGAAUAACAAAUAGCUAGCAAGGAAUGAUGCUUUAAAAAUAGCAAGUAGUACAUAAGCAUCUAAUUAUGGAGAUCAGACUUAAAUUUUGACUGACAGAUAAAGCCAAGCACAAAAUAACUUCUCCCUGUUAUCGAAAAACAUGCUAAAUUCUGGUAACAAUAAUUUCACUAUGACUUCUGGGGCUAAGACAUACGGAGAGACUUUUAACACUGAAAUGUAAAGCCCUUCUUCUGCAUAAUAUCAGAAUUAAGUUAUUUAAGUAAAUUAACUUCUUAGCAGUACUGCUAGUCAAAGCUGCAAUAGCUAGUAUUUUAAUGCAGCUAUCUCAAAUAAGUAAGCUUUAAAUAAAAUUGACAAUUAAAAUAAAGAAAAACUCCCCCAAAUUUAAUAUAACUUAAAUAAUCCUGCAAUUUCAACGCUAUCUUCCCCCUUAAAAUAACCAUCUUAAGUAAAUGGCUCUCCUCUUUUACUCACUUUAAAUGGUUUUUCAAACACAAUGUAGUCAUCUGGAAAAAUUUCAUUCUAAAAUUCUUAAAGAGGUUUUAGUAAUAUCCAAGAACCUAUUCAUGUAUAAGACACUUUUACAUUCGAAGAUAGUUUAAGAAAUUAUGCUUAACAAAGGACUGAAGCAGAAGAAGAAAGUUUGUAAAACACUUAAAACAAUUUGCAAGAGAAAACUUUAGCUUGUGAUAAAAAUAAACUUAUUGUAAAUGAUGAAAGCACCGAAUAUGAUAAAGAAGAAGAGGAAGACAUAUACAGUUCAAAAUUUUUAAUAAAUUAAAGAACUAAUGUAUAAACUACCUAAAGAAAUCCUCUGUCUUACUCCCGCUUAAAUACAUUCAGUUAGAACGAAUAAGAAUCUGAAUAGACUGCUUAAUCAAACAAUAACUUACAAUAUUUCACAAAAAACUCUAAUUAUGAUGUCUAUUAGAGUUAUGCUGCAUAAUAGAACUAGUUGCAAACCUACUCUUAAACAUCUACACCUUUGAAAUCUAGCUAUGUGAUAUAAACUCCAUAGUAAUAAAGUAAUUAAAAGUAAGCGAUUUAGAGUAGCAGGAUACAUGCAGAGGAACCUAUUGAAUAAACAAGCUAGAAAAAUUAAUAGUUUUUAAGUGGGUCUUCAUAAACAUUAGUUGAGAAACAUAUUGAUGAUAUUGACUGUGAUAUAACAAAUCUAGCAAUCAAAUAUUACAAUAGAAACCUUUAAGCUAAAAUAUUUAAAAAUUUUAAAAUCUAAAUUAAAUCUUCAUUAAUAGAAAAGAGAGAUAAUGAAAACAUUUAAAAAUCACUUAUGUUCUACUACAGAGCACUUAAAGCUAAAGCCUUCUAUUCAUGGAGGUCGUUCUAAACUACUAAACUAAACUAUAAAAAAGCAAUUUAAAAAAUAAACUAUGUUAAGGAGUUACACCAAGAUCACAAAGAGUAGUCAAAUAUCUUAGAAUGA
Molecule: messenger RNA, 4809 nt
Organism: Tetrahymena thermophila SB210
Lineage: Eukaryota; Ciliophora; Oligohymenophorea; Hymenostomatida; Tetrahymenidae
Product: endo-1,4-beta-xylanase xylA, putative
Exons: 1
Source: RefSeq, a predicted model, not a curated record